AUGCAAUGGCGAAUUGCCAUUUUAGCUGCUUAUCGAACUUAUGCCUUAAUUAGACUAAAGAAGGAUGUUUAGGAUCCUUAAAAUCCAGAAUUCAUUCUCAAGUAUUGCAGAGGUAAAACUUGUAUUUUUGAAUUCUUAGAUAGAGAAAUUUACGUUGAUGGAACUCAGAAGGACACAGUGAUUUAACUGGGCACUAAAUCUCACCCUUACUCAAUGCUUGACGAUAUUUUUAGAGAGACAUUUAACAAAUUAUCAAAAAUUUAAACUAACUUAACUAUUUAUGUCAAAGAGGGCAGCAUAAUAAAUCUUUACUCUUAAUCUAUGCCUAUUUUGAUAUUAAACUCAGACAUAGAAAUAAACAUUUCUAAAAAUCAAACUAAUACGUCAUCUGAUAUAGGAUUUGCAACAUUUAAUAUUAUUGAGGAGAGUUAUGAAUUUACUAGAGCCAAUUCGGGCUUUAACCCAAGUAUUUAUCUUAAUGGAAGUGUCAUAGAUUAUGAUAUCAGCAGUAAAUAUCUUGAUGGAUAACUCGAUUCUGUUGAAGCUACUGCAACUAAAUAUAAAUUUCAUGUCUACAGAUCUAAUCUUAAGUUUCAAGAUAUACUUUUCAUUUAAAAAGACUAAAAGGUUUAACUUACUGAUGAUGCAUUGGUGUCAGGAUAUACAAAUCCAUAUCGUUGGAUCAGUUUUAUUCGAUGCUAGUUCUCUCUAUUAACAUUUAUCAUUUUUACCAAUUAUGGAACUAACCUUUUAAUAUAAAAUUCGGUCAUAGACAUUUCUUAGUAAGCUUUUGGAAUAUUUUCAAAUUUUAUGAACUGUGAUGCUUAUUGGAAUGAGGGUUAUUCUGGAAACUUGAUUCUUGACUAAAACAAAUUUAUUGGAUAGAAUUCUGUAACAUAAAUUAGCUUGUUUGAAGCAUCAAGUUAUUCGAAUUUCACUGUCAUCGGGAAUACAUUUGAAAAUGCUUUUUGGAGAAGUCAAGCUCGAUCUUUUAGUUAUGAAGCUUACGAAGAUAAUUAAUAAGUAUGA
Messenger RNA from Stylonychia lemnae, 1029 nucleotides. NCBI's taxonomy places the organism in Eukaryota, Ciliophora, Spirotrichea, Sporadotrichida, Oxytrichidae. The record is from the annotation of a GenBank genome assembly.